AUGUCAGCCGAUAACCAUUCCGCCCGCUGCCCAUCCAUAUGUCCCGCCAUUCCGCCCAUGCCCAUCCAUAUGUCAUCCAUAACCAUUGCUGCCCAUCCAUAUAUGUCAGCCGAUAACCAUUCCACCUGCUGCCCAUUGUCAUCCGAUAACCAUUCCGCCGCUGCCCAUCCUCAUCCGAUAACCAUUCCAUCCAUAUCCGAUAACCAUUCCGCCCGCUGCCCAUCCAUAUAUGUCAUCCGGAUAACCAUUCCGCCCGCUGCCCAUCCAUAUCCGAUAACCCGCCCGCUGCCCAUCAUAUAUAUGUCAGCCGAUAACCAUUCCGCCCGCUGCCCAUCCAUAUGUCAGCCGAUAACCAUUCCGCCCGCUGCCCAUCCAUAUAUGUCAUCCGAUAACCAUUCCACCCGCUGCCCAUCCAUAUAUCCGCUAACCAUUCCACCUGCUGCCCAUCCAUAUAUGUCAGCCGCUGCCCAUCCAUAUAUGUCAGCCGAUAACCAUUCCAUCCGCUGCCCAUCCAUAUGUCAGCAGAUAACCAUUCCACCUGCUGCCCAUCCAUAUAUGUCGCCGAUAACCAUUCCACCCGCUGCCCAUCCAUAUAUGUCAUCCGAUAACCAUUCCGCCUGCUGCCCAUCCAUAUAUGUCGCCGCAGAUAACCAUUCCGCCCGCUGCCCAUCCAUAUAUGUCAGCCGAUAA
Messenger RNA from Acanthosepion pharaonis, 690 nucleotides. The record is from the annotation of a GenBank genome assembly. Lineage: Eukaryota; Metazoa; Mollusca; Cephalopoda; Sepiida; Sepiidae.